UCAGUUGUCUUACUCCUAAUAAAUAAGAACUGAUUGAGUGUAAUACUUCUCACCUCCAGAUGUCAGAGUUUUUCGUUGCUAGAUAGCAAAUAAGAAUGUAAAAAGUCAAUUUUUACACUUUCAUAAUACUCCACACUUCAAUUAUUUUGGGUUAAGUUUUUUUCGUUAUUCGUUUACUGUUUGGCAAUUACCACGAUCGAUCUGUACAGUCUAUGAUCAUGUGAUACAAAUCAAAAAAAGAUUAGCGAGCGCAACUGUUGGUCUGAAUAACAUUGAAAAUGAAAAUUGGGCACGCUACUUUUCGAAAGGUAAUGAUAAAUCACAGUAUAGUGCCUAGUGCAACCUCUCCACAUAGGCUGUAGAUUAUCAUUCUAUAUGACGUGUUAACAAGGGAGCACAGCAUAGGUAAAGUGACAAGUCGCCUUCGUCCGAGCACGGACAUGGUUAAAGAGGAAGAAAUUCCCACUUUCAAAUCUCAAUAUUUCCAGUCUACUCGAGAACAAGCUUACGUAUAUGCUAUAAGCUCAGCAGCUCUUAUUUACACAAUGGCUCGUGGUUGCUCAAGUGGCACCUUACAUCAAUGUACAUGUGCUAAUAAAGCUACCGCAGUUCCCGUCGGGGACUUCCAAUGGGGUGGAUGUAGUGAUAAUGUUAAAUGGGGUAUCCAGUUCGCCAGAAGGUUCAUAGACAAUGUCGAAAAAAGUGCUCUAGUUACACGAAAUAAAAGGAAUGAAAAGGAAGGGAAAAUGCAGAAUGGUGCAGAGACUGCAGGAGUAGAAAGAUCUUCUAUUGCAGCUGUAAAUUUGCAUAAUAAUAAAGUUGGUAGGAAGAUUAUGAGUGGUAGUCUACGCACCCAAUGUAAAUGUCAUGGUGUGUCGGGUUCAUGCAAUAUAAAAACAUGCUGGAAUGCACUUCCACCAAUGUCUGAGAUAGGUGUUAGAUUGUUAGAACAAUAUACCAAUGCUCUUAUGGUUAUUGGAAAUGUAAUAGAUAGUACUGGUUCGGUGGAAAUUUUACCGAAAAGUAGGAAAAAAUUCUCCAGCACGCAACUUGUUUAUAUUUCCAAAUCACCAGAUUAUUGUACUAGGGACGAAAGACUUGGCAGCUUUGGAACAGUUGGCAGAUAUUGCAACGUUUCUUCAAUUGGUCCAGAAAGUUGUAGGCAAUUAUGUUGUGGAAGAGGCUAUAGGACAGUCGUGGAGGAAAAAAUAGAGAGAUGUCAAUGCAAAUUUUAUAACUGUUGUUACGUUAAAUGUAAAAUUUGUCGAACUAAAACCAAAGUAUAUGAAUGUUUAUAAAUUUUAUUUUGUGUAAAAACAUAAAAAGGAGGUUGCAAUUAGCGCAUUUGAAUGUAAGCACUUUUUAAAUAUGAUUAAAUUAUUUCAUCAUUUUGGGACCAUAAAAGUCUGGUUUUGGUUAAAAAAGAAGGCAGAAUGUUGAAAAUAGAGAUUUACGUUAAUUAAUGCGCUAGCUGUACCCAUGCCCACUCCAUAUUAGUGAAAAAAAAAUGGUUUAUGUAAGUGUUGUGCAAUUGUUCAUCAAUAUUUUGAAAAAUCGCUAUUUAGGAUCUUCAACUGUAUAAUUUUACACUAUUAAUUAAUGAUUUUCUCCAUUUGGCUUAAUUAUUAGGAUUAUUAUUGAAGAGUAUUUAAUUACAACACGUGUAUUCAAAUUUUAUACGUAAUAAUUGGAUAAGAUUUCAUUGUUCAGUAUUAUUACGAUCCGUAAAUAAGAAGGAAAAAAAUAUUUUUCAUAUGUUAGAUUAAAGAAAUUGAAAAGUUUUUGGGUUAACUACUACCAUACAAAAUGCAUUAAAUAUUUAGGAUAGCAAUGUUUAACGACAUGCUUACUGAAAAGUGUAAAGUCAGAACAUUCACCUGAAUUAGUGAUAUAUGUUAAAACUUGUGAAGAUCUUGUUAUCAACGAAAUAGUGCUAAAGUCUCAAAACCACGAACUUAUUAAACCUCGUUACAGAUGCAAGCAACUAAAUUAUCGGAGACAAAUCUUUUUAAUAUCCUCUGGGCUGGGCAAUAACUUAUCAAUUGAAUAUAUACUUAGAGCUUUGAAUGAAAUAAAGCUAGCAAUAGUAGGGCUCACUGAAUAUUUUCAACAAACUUUUUAGAAGAAAAUUCUAGAUCUUGUUAUAUCACUGGUCCCUGUUGAGGUUAUUUUUAUUCCAAAUUGUAAAUUAUUUAUAUGUUAAAUGAACUUUAGAAUUUGAUUAUGAAGUUGCUUAGAAUAAUAGCAAAUUCAAUGCCGAGCCCGCUUCAGAGUUCAGAGCAACACCAAUGAACUUGAAGUGAAAGAUGAUCCAGUACCCAUGACAAAAAGCUAAUAGAACUCGUUACCAAUUAGAAUAGACGUAAUUGAUUAAGCAUUGAGAUCAAUAAGUAACCGAAAAUAACAAUUUUGCAUUUCCCCCCAAUCCGUUUCUGUUUAAUAAAGCUGGUAAAAUUUGGGAUUUCCAAACUGCUGACAAAAUUACAAUCUAUUUAGGGUUUCACAACUAAAAAAGUUUCACUACUAUCAAUUAUAAGAAAAAA
This is a messenger RNA of Diorhabda sublineata, 2543 nucleotides long. RefSeq names its product protein Wnt-11b-like. Gene Ontology annotation, biological process: canonical Wnt signaling pathway; multicellular organism development; cell fate commitment. Gene Ontology annotation, molecular function: cytokine activity; frizzled binding. The record is from RefSeq and is a predicted model, not a curated record. Bases 441 to 1298 code for a protein of 285 amino acids. The transcript is spliced from 4 exons. Lineage: Eukaryota; Metazoa; Arthropoda; Insecta; Coleoptera; Chrysomelidae. Gene Ontology annotation, cellular component: extracellular region.